CUUGUCUCCAUCUGGUGCCAGCUGCUGCUGUGCUGCUUUCCGUUGCUCGAUUCAAGAACAUUGAAAAAAAGCAGCAGCAAGCAGGGGGAUAAAUCUACCGUAUUUGGAGGAGCCAAAAAGAAAGAAGGGAGCUUUUCUCGGUUAGCAAGCGCUUUCCAUCUGCAUUUUUUGGGGAGGGAGAGCGUGGUGACGGGGAGAGCAUUGCUGGGGCGGUGGCGUGGGAGAUGGGGAGGAGGAGGAGAGGCGGCGGAAUGCUGGAUGCGGCGUCGCUGCCGCCGCUGCUGCUGCUCCUGCUUGCCUGCGUCUGGCCCCAGCAGCAAAUCUUGGUCGCCGCAGACACUGACGCCAGUGACGUUACUGCCCUCAACACACUCUUCACUAGCUUGAAUUCUCCGGGGCAGCUAAAAGGCUGGCAAGCGACUGGCGGUGACCCUUGCGGUCAAUCAUGGCAGGGCAUCACUUGCUCAGGAUCAUCGGUUACAGCAAUCAAAUUGCCAAACUCGGGGCUGUCCGGGAAUUUGGGAUACAAUAUGAAUACCAUGGGUUCGUUGGUUGAGAUUGACAUGAGCCAAAAUAACCUUGGUGGUGGACAAGCGAUACAGUACAAUCUCCCUACUAAUAAGCUUGAGAGGCUCAAUCUCGCAGGAAACCAGUUCACUGGAAAUUUACCCUACUCGAUUUUCUCGAUGAAUAAUCUUAAGUAUUUAAAUCUUAAUCAUAACCAGUUACAAGGGAAAAUGACCGAUGUAUUUUCCAACCUUGGUAGCUUGACAACAGUGGAUCUCUCCUUUAAUUCUCUUACGGAUGACCUACCAGAAGGUCUUACUUCCUUGUCAAGUCUUAAGACUUUAUAUUUGCAGAACAAUCAGUUCACUGGUAGUAUCAAUGUCCUAGCUAAUCUCCCCCUUUCUGAUCUGAAUAUUGCAAAUAAUCGUUUCACUGGUUGGAUUCCUAGUCAGCUAAAGAAGAUAAACAGUCUACAGACUGAUGGUAAUUCUUGGACUACGGGACCAGCACCACCGCCGCCGCCAUUUACAGCUCCACCUUCAAACCGUCGGAAGAGCCCAGGUCAAAACAGCGAUAGUUCAUCAAGUUCUGGUGGAAAGUCUGGAAUUGGUGGUGGAGGUGUAGCAGGCAUUAUCAUAUCGUUGCUGGUUGUUGGAGCAAUUGUUGCAUUUUUUGUGAUAAGAAGAAGAAAACGCAAACCUAAAAUGGCAGAACACUUUGAACAGCACCAGCCAUUCACUUCGUUUCCUUCAAACGAAGUUAAAGACAUGAAGCCUUUUGAAGAGUCUACCACAAUAGAUGUGGAAUCUUUGGCUUCCCCUGCUUCAGUUGCUCUGAAGCCACCCACCAAGAUUGAACGCAACAAUUCAUUUGAGGAUGAUGACUUUUCAAACAAGCGUGUUCCAAAGAAAAGCAAUGCAAAACAUAUAAAGGCAAUUGUUUAUUCAGUUGCGGAUCUACAAAUAGCAACAGAUAGCUUCAGCAUGGACAAUCUUGUUGGAGAGGGUACUUUUGGACGUGUCUACAGGUCACAGUUCAAUGAUGGAAAGGUUUUAGCUGUGAAGAAACUAGAUUGUACUGUGAUACCAUUCCAAUCUUCUGAUGACUUUGUUGAACUGGUCUCAAACAUUUCAAAGUUGCACCAUCCCAAUCUCAACGAGCUUGUGGGCUAUUGCAUGGAACAUGGACAACACUUGCUCGUGUAUGAUUUCCACAGGAAUGGAUCACUUCAUGAUCUACUCCAUCUUUCAGACGAAUACAGCAAGCCACUUAGCUGGAACUCUCGUAUUAAGAUUGCACUAGGCUCUGCCCGUGCAUUGGAGUAUCUUCAUGAAGUAUGUUCUCCGUCCAUCAUCCACAAGAAUUUCAAGUCAUCCAACAUUCUGCUCGACUCAGAAUUCAAUCCGCACCUCUCAGAUGCUGCACUUGCAAGCUUUAUUCCUGAUGCUGAGUUCCAGGGAGCAGAACAGAGUGCUGGGUGCACUGCCCCGGAGGUGGACAUGACUGGCCAGUAUACUCUCAAGAGUGAUGUCUACAGCUUUGGGGUGGUCAUGCUAGAGCUUUUGACCGGACGCAGACCAUUUGACAGCUCUAAGGCUAGGUCAGAGCAGUCACUGGUGCGGUGGGCGACUCCCCAGCUGCACGACAUUGAUGCACUGGACAGCAUGGUCGACCCUGCGCUCAAGGGUCUGUACCCUGCCAAGUCCCUGUCCCGGUUCGCCGAUGUGCUCGCCUUGUGUGUCCAGCCUGAACCAGAAUUCAGGCCACCGAUGUCGGAGGUGGUGGAGGCGUUGGUCCGGCUCGUGCAGAGGGCCAACAUGACAAAGAGAAUGCUCGACGGAGACAAUUCUUCUCGGCGAGGCGAUGACCAGGACCAGGAUUUCAUAUGACGCAAGCAAAACCCUUCUGUCCCCUGCUGUUGCAUCGAGAUUGCAUUUAUUUAUUUCUUCUAGCACCUAGUCCGAGAGAAGAGUGGAAGAACAAAGCAGAAAUAGUGUCCGGUCCUGUCAGUAUAUAUUCAUAGGUUUUGCUUGAUAUA
This is a messenger RNA of Lolium rigidum, 2545 nucleotides long. Its product is annotated as protein STRUBBELIG-RECEPTOR FAMILY 6-like. Gene Ontology annotation, molecular function: protein binding; protein kinase activity; ATP binding. The transcript has 16 exons. The record is from RefSeq and is a predicted model, not a curated record. Gene Ontology annotation, biological process: protein phosphorylation. The coding region runs from base 225 to 2396 and encodes 723 amino acids. NCBI's taxonomy places the organism in Eukaryota, Viridiplantae, Streptophyta, Magnoliopsida, Poales, Poaceae.